AUGCCCAUUACUGAUGAGGAUCGGCAGGUGUGCACCCCGCUUGACGGACCCUUCUCCUCCGAGGAGGAGCCCCAGGUGCCACAAGCCAUGUGCAACGCCGAGUUCCGCAAGUCGGUUGAUGAAAGUCAGGUGCGGGAGUGGCAGGAGGAGGAGACAGCUUACUUGAAGCAUGAGGGCUGGUGCGAGAACCGCCUUAUCAUCCUCAUGCAAGAGGCAUUCCGAUGCAGCAGCCAAAACCUGAAGCAGGAGUUCCACUCCGGCGCCAUUUCGGCAGCUGAAUAUGCCACCCGUGCGGCAGGGCUCAAAGAUUCGCUGCAGCGGAUCAAGAAAGAGUAUCGCCGAACUCUGCUGCGUACACGAGAUCGAAAGGGCGACUUGCCCAGCAUUGCGAACAAGGCUGUCACGUGCAUCGCUUCCGUGUACCCAUGGUGCAGCAGCGGCUUUAUAUUGGGGUUUGAGGAGAAUGUGAAGUUUGGGGAGUUGGCGGACAUGGUGGGUUGCGGGGGCCGACGUUGCGCCCAACUGACGCCCACAAUGUCUCAGCAGUCCACCCAUGUCGCCCUGGCUCCUUCUCUUGACGAGGCUCCCAUGUCAAAGGUGCCGUUCUCUGCCGUGUACCCCGAGCAGCCUAAUGCGCCCGCGCCUCCGAGUGGUGGUCAGGCGGCCCGGCGUCAUAGGCAGCAUCUCACCGCGCCUCGCGUCACUGUCCCUCCUCUACAGCCUCUUUGCCAGCUCUUUCCGAAUGGGAUGACUGUAGGUGGGUCUCCGCUCCUGAUGUCCCCGCACACCGCGACCUUGGCCGGUGCCGUCUCACCUGCUAGCGGAUCUGUGCUGGUGGAGAACUCAAACCGCAGCUUCUUUGUCGUCUCCCCCAAAUCCCUGUCCCCCAACUUGCAGGCAUCGGUGCCACCAGCGUCGAUAGCUGGCCCAGUUCAUAACGACGAGCUUCGAUUACUAGAGAAGUGUCAGCUGGUUGUGCAGGGGAUGGCUUUUGUGUCGCAUUCGUUAGCGUCGAGCAUUUUCAUCUCGAGUCGGCGCGCCACUAUCGCGUCGACUCGGAUGCAAAAGCGACUGGAGCUUGCCAAGGACCAGGUGCAGUUUUCAGCGUCGUUUUCAGCGCCCUGCGCUACCGUGGUGGGUGCGCCAGCUUUCCCACCCCCACCUGCCUCCCUCAUGACGAACAUCUCUUUUCCGAAUAUUAACUCGAUGAAACUUGACAUGAGAGCUGCAGGCUCCAGAGCGACCACUUUGGGCCGUUGCAUCAAUCACGUCAUGCCCUGCGCGUCGCUGCUCCGCGCUCCUGGGGGCGACUCCUUCCGCGCAGACCCCUCCUCGCACGCUCCCGGAGAACCCAGUUCUCCCGCGUACGCACAGGCAGUGGCCGCUUCGGGCGAGUACUCUGUGGGAUACCCUAUGCGCUUGCCGUCGUGCCACCCUAGCCAGGUUGGAUGCAAUAACAUGCAUCGAGACCGCAGGAGCCUCUACUCACUUUCCCUUUCGAUGCCGCCUGUGUCACUGGAGGAGGAAAAGUAUGUCAAACAGCUGUGGUGA
This is a messenger RNA of Leishmania braziliensis MHOM/BR/75/M2904, 1551 nucleotides long. RefSeq lists its product as hypothetical. The record is from RefSeq and is a predicted model, not a curated record. The coding region runs from base 1 to 1551 and encodes 516 amino acids. The transcript has a single exon. NCBI's taxonomy places the organism in Eukaryota, Euglenozoa, Kinetoplastea, Trypanosomatida, Trypanosomatidae.